Eutrema salsugineum is the source of this 363-nucleotide messenger RNA. RefSeq names its product ervatamin-B. Bases 1 to 363 code for a protein of 120 amino acids. Gene Ontology annotation, molecular function: cysteine-type endopeptidase activity. NCBI's taxonomy places the organism in Eukaryota, Viridiplantae, Streptophyta, Magnoliopsida, Brassicales, Brassicaceae. The transcript has 2 exons. The record is from RefSeq and is a predicted model, not a curated record. Gene Ontology annotation, cellular component: lysosome.
AUGGAUUUUGAGUAUAUUGCCGAAGUGGAUGACGAUGAGCUUAAGGCAAUUGUGGCACAACAAUCGGUGAUUGGGGUACUGCGCAAUGUUGAUCUUGAGUUCUGUGAAAUUGGAUCGGGAAUUUAUAGAUCGCCGAUUGGAUCCUUGGAUGUUAAUUUUCACCAAGUCCUCAUUGUUGGAUAUGGAUUUGUUGAUCAAUAUGGUAAACCAUAUUGGAUCAUCCAGAAUUCUUACGGGGAAUCAUGGGGAGAAGGCGGUUUCGGAUACGUGUAUCGCCUAAUCAAAAGGGGUCGUGGAUCAGAGUUUCAUGCAGUGGCCUAUCCUACGAAGUGUGGCUAUCCAAGAAAAAAAGAUGGAGUAUAA